AUGACGAAGCUUGCAGAAGGAUCCUCAAACAAAGUGUUCCUGUUGAAGUUUGACGACGGAAAAGAAUGCAUUGCCCGCGUUCCUUGUCCCGGCCUUGCCUCCGAGCCCCUCGUGAUCUCAAGCGAGGUGGCUACUCUUGACUUUGUGCGUCGCCAUCUGGACAUUCCUGCUGUACCCAAAGUCCUCGCGUGGAGUACCGACGGGGCCGACUCUGAGGUCGGAUCUAGCUACAUCAUCAUGGAGAGGUCACCAGGCGUUCCACUCACUGAUGUCCGUUACUCUGCUGUCGGAGGGAGAGAGCUAUUCGAUCAUGUCAUAAAUCCUGUGAUAUCAAUGGAGAAAAUCGUCGGUGGCCCCCGAUUCUCACAGAUAGGUAGUCUGUACUUCAAGGAGGAUGUUUCGGACGAGCUCAAGUCUCGCCGUCUAUACGCUCCGGACGUUCCCGACGACGAGGCGUCGGACAUAUAUCGCAUUGGACCAACUGUCCAACACGAUUUUUGGAAGGAUGAGAGAAAGGAUCUGGACAUAGAUCGAGGCCCUUGGCCUGACAUCCAUUCCUACGCGGUUGCGGUGGCCGAACGGGAGAGACGAUGGAUAACUGCCUUCGCGCGUGAUCCUCCUUCGGGAGCCUUUCUCAAGGGUCCCUUCAGAUCCCCGGAUCAACAUCAUCGACUGUUGGACGCCUUCCUCGCCACUGUGCAAGGACUUGAGAUACCCAGCGAUUUCUCGCCUUUCGUCCUUUGGCAUCCCGAUGCGCACCGUGCAAAUGUGUUGGUUCAAGAGCACGGCCCGCCGGAGGUCACAGGUUUGGUCGACUGGCAACACGCGUGGAUCGGCCCGCGCUUUUUGCAGUUACUCGUUCCUCCAGCCUUUAGCCACUUUCACACUAUGAUUGAUCCAGUCAAAUUCGACUCCACGCCCUCUCUCCCACAUGGCUUUGAUGCGAUGAAACCAGAGGACCAAGACUAUGCCCGCGAGGAGCUUAGAAUGGUGCAGCGGGAGCGACUCUAUCAGCUGGCCCUAGCCCUUCACGAUCGUCCUCGUUUCGAUAUUCUGAACUCACCGCUAUGGCCCUCAAUGGCAUUGUUAUUCCAUUCGCUCUCCGAGACGUGGACCGAUGGUCCUACUCACUCACUCCUUGCAAUCGCUAAACUUUGCCGCAAUUGGGACCGCGUCGGUAAACCUGGCUCGCCAUGUCUGGUGACGGUUCCGGACGAGGCUAUUCUGGAGUUGUGCGACGAUGAAGAGCAUAUGCACGAGCGCAGAACGCUGAUAGAAUACUUCUGCAACAAGGCCCGCGUUGAUUCGGACGGUGGAGUUGCCCCGGAGCAUUACGAGGAAGCGAAGGAGUACCUUGAACAGGUCCGGAAACACAAAUGGAAUGAGACAGCAUAUGGUCCAUGGUUUGCGGAGGACAGUGCACAGCCGAACAUCUCGUAG
Messenger RNA from Punctularia strigosozonata HHB-11173 SS5, 1440 nucleotides. RefSeq lists its product as uncharacterized. The transcript has 3 exons. The coding region runs from base 1 to 1440 and encodes 479 amino acids. Lineage: Eukaryota; Fungi; Basidiomycota; Agaricomycetes; Corticiales; Punctulariaceae. Gene Ontology annotation, cellular component: mitochondrion. The record is from RefSeq and is a predicted model, not a curated record.